CAAGGCGAGAUCAGCGAUCAUGCAGGAGCGAUACGGCAAGCUCCAGCUGGAGGACCCGUUCUCGGCGCUGAACCGAGACGCCCAGGAGGCGAGCGAGGAGGUACACGACAACUCGCCGGUCUACGCCAGCGCCAUGGUGCACCUGGAGGCUCUCAUCUCCCAGCAGAAGAAAACCCACCAGAAGAUGAUGAUACAGAUGACAGCAGCAGAGAAGAGACAUAAAAAGGUUGUCCAUGAACUUGAGGAGGAGAAGAGGAAACAUGCCCAGGACACGGCCCAGGGAGACGACGUCACCUACAUGCUGGAGAAGGAGAGGGAGAGGUUAAGUCAGCAGGUUGACUUCGAGAAAUCUCAGCUGCGGAAGAUGGAGAAGGACAAGAACAAGGCGGUGGCCAUGUUGGAGGAGGAGCGGGCACACCAUCAGCAGAUCGGGGUUCUCCUGGCCAAGGAGCGCAAACGUCUGGCCAGCAAACUCAUCCAGGAGAGACAGCAGCUUAAGGACGCACACAAGGGCCUGCAGGACGAGAAGGACAAGGUACGCAACAUGGCGGAGGGGCUGGUCCAGGAGAGCAAGAAGUCGCUGAAGAUGGAGGCUGAGAUGGAGAAACAGCUGUCCGAGUUUGACAUCGAGCGGGAACAGCUCAGAUCCAAGCUGAGCCGAGAGGAGGCAAAGAACCGAGACCUGCAGACAGAGGUGGACGAGUACAGAAAACAGCUCGAAGACAUGCGGAAGAGUCUCCUAAAGGGCGCCGCCAGUGGGGACGUGGUAAAGCCGAGAGCUAUCCUUAGGAGUGCUGGGACACAGACAGAAAACCCACCUGAGAACGAGGUAAGAAGACGGGAGGGUGUUGGAGCCGCCGCAGAGAGUAAGAACUAUGUAAGUACCGUGAAGCAGAAUCUACUAAGAAGUGCUGAGAACACAGACGCAGCAGAAAAGGCGACGACUACGAAAGAGACGAGGAAAACUUCCCCGUGGCUCAAAAACGCGCCCGACAAGCCGGUCGUAUCCGCCUGGGGACCGAACCCCUUCCCCUGCGCGUCCGUCGAAACCGAGCAUCACCACGGGAAGGCGGACUUGGAGAGCAGCAGCGACAGCGAAGACGACAAGACGGUCAUUGAGAACGUUCCGCCUGUAAGUUUUAAGGCAGGUAUGGUAGCUUCUUCCACCGGUCAAGGCAGUCCAAGCCAGACAUCUUCCACCUUGAGCCCGUACUCCAGAGUACAGUCUACGAAACUCCUGUUUUCUCCCAAGGGCUCUACUCGAUCGACUUCCUCCUCUUCCUCUCCCUCCUCCUCCUCCUCUACAUCCCCAUCUCCCGAAAGCCCCAACACGUCUUCUGUCACGUCGGUGGGCGGUGCGGGGAGCAUGGUCACUAAGGCAGUCUUUAAGUUUAGCGGGGACCAACAGGAUAGUACCGGCAGGACUCACUUGAAAGGCUACGGCACGGCCGGUUCGCCGACGCUUAAGAUCUCGAACGCGGACUCAGAGUUGGCGAUUACAGAGUCACAGAGCAAGGCUGCGGAGAGAAGUCCGGAUGCCAAAGUCACCUCCCCGCCUGCGAAAGCAUUAGGAUCGCUAGUCGUGUCUCCUACAUCAGUCUCACCCGGAGCAAGGAGACUGCCAGGGAAGGGUCCACCGCCGAUCCCUAAGAAACCCCUCCACAUUCCGCAGCCGAACCCUGCUCUGAAGGAUGGACGGAAUUCCCCGGGAGUCGGGAUGAAGCUGGAGGUGAGGAAGCAAGCCGUCGCCGCUCCCAUCAAGUCUGUUGCAACAACGCCCCCUACCCCAAAGUCGGGGUACAGCAGGGGUAGCUCGGGUAGCUCUGGAAGCUCAACGUCGGAUUCAGACAACAGUCCGAACAGCCCGCACCCCGUGACACCAGGGAGCGCCCGUGUGGGGCAGCGGUACGGCACGCCUCUGUCCAACGUCGCGUAUAACAGACACGCCGGCGUGCGAUCACCCACAGCCAACAACAACAACAGGCCAAGCUCUCUGGCCUCUGCUGCCAACAACAAAUCAGGAUCAGUCUCUCAUUCCAGCAGCCAAUCAGCGCCCUCCUCUCAAACCGCCAGCAACCAAUCAGAAGCAGCCGAGACGACGUCCAAGAAGACAAGCCAGGUGGGUGCAGAUCCGUCGCCUAGCAACGCUGCAGCCCCGCCCAUUCACGAUGAUUUCAGUUCUGAUAUGGCAGAGAUCCAUCAGCUGCUUACUGAAAUGAUGGCAGAUGGUACAUCUGGUAUGACCGGUGAGCGCGGCCCGGCUUCCCCGCGAUCCUCCGAGAUGUCCAACUGCCCGCCAUCCCAACUUUCGCCAUCCGAUAGCCCGACGAGGAAGCUCUCUACACUGAAGAUAGAAAUCGGCGGCGGUGGGGGCAAGUUGGACGCACGCCGCCGGGAAAAACACACUACCUCAAACUUUCUCUACCUGCCAGCCGAGAAGGAAUCGCAGUGCUUCGAAUCAUCAUCAGACAACGACGACAACAACACAGUGCCAAACGACAACGCGAAAUCUACCGACGCCAAACACAGUGAUUCUUCUAAUAACGAUGAAAAAAACAAUGGCGCUCCACAGAAAACGGCAGAAGCCGACACAGUAGAAGGUGAAGUAGCGGAACUCUGUAAGACUUUGCUGAAGAAGGGAGGAUUGGGAGAAGAGACUCCAGUUCGAGGGAUUCCCAACCGACUGCACCAAGCUGCAGGGGAGGGGGAUGUGACUAUGGUGGAGCAGCUGUUGGAGGAAGGAGCAGACCCUAACACGACAGAGAGGGACGGGUCCACACCUGUGUAUGCCGCAGCUGAAGGAGGACAUCUAGACUGCCUUGAGCUGUUGCUCUCUCACAACGGAGACCCAAACUCUCUCCGUGAUGACAACUUCACACCGCUCCAUGGAGCAGCCGCUGAGGGCCACACGGGAUGUUUGAAGCUGCUGUUGGAGCGAGGAGCCCACCCCGGGCUGCCAGACAAGGCGGGGUGGUCCCCCCUGUACUGGGCGGUGUCUAACGGACACACCGACUGCUGCAGCACACUGCUGGACUACUUCGCAUCUCGUGCAGCAGUCACUGAUGUUGGUUGGACGCCACUCCACGGAGCCUGUCGCUCGGGCCAUGUGAGCUGCCUCAAAGUUCUCCUGUACUACGACCCUCUGGCCAGCGACAUUCAGGACCAGGCCAGCCCGCUGACCGCUCGACCGGCCCUGGUCAGCAAGGACGUCAUCAACGCGGUGGACAGGGACGGUUGGACUGCAGCGCACGUCGCAGCCUCUAGGGGGUUCAAGGACUGUCUGGAGCUACUGUGUGGCCACCCUGAGCUGGACCUGACCAUCAGGGACAAGUGGGACCGACUGGUGCAGGAUGUGGCAGUGGGAGACUGUCAGGGACUGGUGGAGGACAUCGGAAAGAGAAAAGUCUCAGUUGUGAUAGACACCAGCAGUGAACCCCUGGCCCCAGCCCGCACCCCGCCCACCCCUGCUGGGAAAGAAGAGGACCUGUAUGUACUGGGCUGUCUCACUCUGGAGCGGGGGACAGACUGGAGUCAGUUUGAUGCUGAUGUUGGGGCUGUGCUAGUGCAGAACUCCAAGAAGCUGAGUGUAGCCUCAGAACUCCUGACAGAUGUGGAGGAAGUGGACGCAGACAUCUCAGCAGACGGGCACGUGUCAGAGCUGGGACUCACUGCUAACAGUAUCAGGUCAUACACAUAUGGUACCAUCUCCUGGAGUCCUGCCACAGAGUUUGACACUCCUCCUUAUGACUUCUUUACUGCCAAGAAACAUCUUGCCAUCAGGCUGAAGGGACCAGAUGAAGAUUGUGUGGAUAAGUUGGCCUACGAGUCCAUGAUCCCAGUGCAGACACUACAGAACUAUCUCCGACUGAUAGAACAGUACAAGAGCGUUGUGUUUUACGGCCCCCCCGGUACGGGUAAGACCUUCAUCGUGAGGAAGCUGGCCGAGUGCAUCAGACACAAACAGCAGCAGGGCGGGGUACAGGCAGACAUCUCUCAUGUCGCUCUCAGCCCCAAGUACACUCACAGGGACUUACUGCAGCUGCUCAGGUCUAAAGGUUUCCUAUUACCAGCGGACUCUGCCACCUCGGCUGAAGGACCACAGAAGGCUCCCAUCCUGAUCUUGGAUGACCUUGGCCGUGUCUCGCUGUCGGAGGUACUGGGGGAACUACUGUACGCACUGGAGUACCGCGGGCCGCAGCAUCCAAUCAGCAUGAAGAUUGAUGAGGAAGGUCCCAAAGACGAUGACGGCAGCAGCAGUGGUGCGUACUUCCUGUCUGAAGACUGUUACAUCAUCGGCACCAUGGACAAGUCUCACUCCCCUGGCUUGGACCUGUCUGUGCAGCAGAGGUUCCGCUGGGUGCACCUGAAGUGUGACAGUGAGCCGGUGAGGGGACUUCUGCAGAGACACCUGCGCAGGAGACUCAUCAGCGCUCAUGGCGGGCAGCUGCCCAGUACCGAGGACCAGGUGUACAAGGCAGUAGAGUGGGUAGCUGCGGUGUGGCAGAGACUGAACGCCUGUCUGGCCAAGCUGGGUCUGCCUGACCUGGUGCUGGGACCCAGACACUUCUUCACCUGUCCCAUCGAAGCCACUAAAGUCAAGGCUAUCCUCAGAUGGUUGAGUCUGUCCUGGAACCAUGCCAUAGCUCCUGGAGUGGAAGAUGCCAUGUUGAGGGGGUUGUCAUCCCAGAACCAGCAGAAACUGGCCAGCACUGCGCUGUCUGUCCUGCUGCAGAGGGCUGUCAUCCCUGGCUGUCCACUGUCCGGCCAAGAGGCAGAGCGUUACUUGUCGAGUUUCCGCGGAGGUUACGAGGGAAUGGUCAGCCUGCUGAACACCGCCAAACGCUCCGCAGCAAGAGCCAAGCGUUCGCGGUCAGCCCAGAAGAGAAACGGGUCGGGAAAGGACAGCGACAGUCAGGAUUCUGACAGCAGCACCGCCGCAGAAGGAGACUCAGGUGUGGAUAGCCCUGACAGCCCCCUCAGCCCCACUGGACCCCCCGGCAGUACAUUGACUGGUUCCCCUGGCAAGAAGAGACCCACCUCAGAACUGGCCAGAAGAGUCAUUGAAAACCUCCAUGCCAGUCAUCAUGCAAGCUCCCCGGACCUCCGCUCGGCCAGCCUGAGUAACCUGGCGUACCUCGGGGCGUCUUCCAUGGACGGGGACGUCUUGAAGAUGCUGCUGAAGAUGCAGACCAGCAAGUCAGAGUCCAACCUAAACACCGUCAUUGAACUGCACGACCACAUCUUUAACAUGCACUCAAGAGGGGGAACCAUCAAGAGGAGGCCAAAAGUCAAGGCAAGCUCACAGACCCAGCCUAAAGAAGUCAAAAGGGAGUCCUCAGAGGAAGAAGACAAUCCAGAGACAAAAGACAAAGAUGGGAGUGACGACAAGGAGCCCCUGCAGUUCCAGACUGAUCAGACAGAGGGCACUGUAGGAGACGAAGUAUGGAGUCUUAGGCAGGAUCUUCAGUAGAGAGGGAAGAACAAAGGAGUUUUUGUUGUACCCAAGAAGCACGUCGGCAGAACGUACUGCACCUGUGCGAAACCCGUAAU
Messenger RNA from Branchiostoma belcheri (Belcher's lancelet), 5550 nucleotides. Its product is annotated as cortactin-binding protein 2-like. The record is from RefSeq and is a predicted model, not a curated record. The transcript has 24 exons. Gene Ontology annotation, molecular function: ATP hydrolysis activity; ATP binding; protein binding. Lineage: Eukaryota; Metazoa; Chordata; Leptocardii; Amphioxiformes; Branchiostomatidae. The coding region runs from base 20 to 5470 and encodes 1816 amino acids.